Molecule: messenger RNA, 792 nt
Organism: Drosophila subpulchrella
Lineage: Eukaryota; Metazoa; Arthropoda; Insecta; Diptera; Drosophilidae
Product: antigen 5 like allergen Cul n 1
Exons: 3
Coding region: 1-792 (263 amino acids)
Source: RefSeq, a predicted model, not a curated record
AUGGAAUUCGGAAGAUAUAUAACGAUCGGUUGUCUGCUGAUGAUCUUGGGGGUGGCGAUCUCCCAACCGUUGUCCUGGUGCGAUCCCGAAUUGUGUCCAGAUAACACGGUGCACAUAGCUUGUAAUAAUGACGGGGAGUUCCAUGAGACCUGCUCUCCGGAUGCCACCAUGGUGGACCUGAAGCCUUAUCGCAAUUUGAUCGUGGAGGAGCACAACAAGCGGAGGAACUUCAUUGCCUCUGGUUCCCUGCCUGGAUAUUAUCCGGCCACCCGCAUGGCCACCAUGGUGUGGGAUGAGGAACUGGAGUACCUGGCCACAUUGAACUUGAAAACCUGCUAUCUGGAGCACGACGACUGCCACAACAGCUACCGCUUCCGGAAUCUGGGUCAGAACCUUUGCGGAGUCGACCGCCGGCGGAACUGGCCUCUGAACGUGACCAAUCUGGUGGAGCAGUCGAUGGGCCUGUGGUUUGGGGAACACAAGCUGAUCGACAGCAGUUACAUAUCCGAUUUUAAGCUCACCAGGAAUCUUGAAAAGUAUGGACACUUUGUGGAGACCGUGCUGGACCGUAACACCCAUGUGGGCUGUGCCAUGAUGCGCUUCACCAAUCCCCAGUACCCCUUCCUCUACAUCUACAACACCGCCUGCAACUACGCCAGUGUCUAUGCCAUUGGAGUUCCGGUCUAUAAUGCCGGAGAACCCGCCUCCGAGUGCCGAACGGGCAGCAAUCCGGAGUACCCCGCUCUCUGCUCCAUCAGGGAGGAGUACAAUCCCAACCACAAUCUGUACUAG